AUGACCGUGGCGGGCUGCUGUGGGUUGGGGGCAAAUGCCCACCACAAGACAUUCUGGUUGAUGCUGGGUUUGGUGCUGCUGUCAUCCUUGCUUUUGAUUAUUAAAGAAAGAAGCUUUGCACGGGAAGUCCAUAAGCUGACGCCUAUCCUGGCCUCGCUGGUGCCUUCUUCUUGUGUCCCAAAUCCCCAAAAUGACGGAUUGUACGUCCAUCUGGAGUGUCCAAUUAGAAACUCUUCGACCUUCUACCCACCCUCAAAUUUUGCAAAAAACAUUUCUGCUUUCCGUGGAGUAUUCUUUGAAAUAAAGGCGGAGAUGUUUCAGUUCACUAAUACUCCAAAACUCCUCUCCACUAGCCGAACGGCGGAGUGGGUAGACCACCUCUUAGCUUCGGGGCUUCGUGCUGGCGGUUAUACGCUUCCUGGUAGCUUUUCUGGCUUCUUUAGGGAGAAGCAGCAGCUCUCUUUAGAGGACGAUGGGGUAUUUGAGCCGGAGCAAUCACGGCCACCCCGAAAGAUAGACUCUCAGAGCACUCUGGUGUACAACAAUCAUCUAUACACUGGCAGCCCUUUGCGGCCCCAAGUCGGUGAUAUCCGCAUUUCAUUUUGGGGAAACAAGUCUACUCACGUCAGUCUUAUAGGCAAACAGCUAAAACCCUACUUCGGAUCGGGAAGGACCAUUCUGGAUGCACCCACGGAUGCAAGGAAGGGGGAGCCAAUAACUAUACUUGCUGAGGGGGACUACAGUCCACAGAGCUUGAUAGAGCACCGUCUGACGGAACUAGGGUUCCCAGCCUCUUCUGUGUGGACGUGGAGAGCCGUGGCGUUCCUGACUUUGUUUGCCUUCGUGUUAUUCUUCAAUGCAUGGGUUGCCAUGUGGUCUGAGGAGAAUCCACUCCCUGUCUGGGCCCGUUGCUUCCUCUCUGCGCUCAUAGCGCUCGCUACAGUGCUACUAGAACUGGCAGCCGGAUGGUGGACGGUGGAGGCUACCGCGGCUCGUCGACUAGCGAUGAUAUCUGGCGUUGUUAUUGUCGCUGCAGGGCUCUUCAGGCUAUUGCUACCGCGAAUCCUUCCACAAGUACCUAAUGCGGGUUGUUCUCCUCCCGGGGCAUAUUACGACCUUGGAGUUUGCCUCCAGGCACCGAACCCGGGUUCCGGUUCCGGUAUUCGAUUACAGGAGACAAGUGCAAGUAGUACGAUGCCUACAGAGACAAAGCAAGGGACCGUUAUACGGUGGACAACCACGCCUGCACGGGCACACUCCUCUGCCGAAGAUGCCCUGAGGAGGAGCACAGUUACCGGCACCGCCACCUACGUGCAGCCUUCUAGCAAAGACGAAUCUUCUACAACUAGUUACAAGAUGUACACAGCUUCGCCCAUGCAGCCAGUAAGGGCAUCAAGCCUAACCAACAUGCACACUCAUAAAAGCUCCUCCAAUACUUCUCUCUAA
This is a messenger RNA of Cyclospora cayetanensis, 1446 nucleotides long. RefSeq lists its product as uncharacterized. The transcript is spliced from 5 exons. Gene Ontology annotation, biological process: nuclear membrane organization. The record is from RefSeq and is a predicted model, not a curated record. The coding region runs from base 1 to 1446 and encodes 481 amino acids. Lineage: Eukaryota; Apicomplexa; Conoidasida; Eucoccidiorida; Eimeriidae. Gene Ontology annotation, cellular component: nuclear inner membrane.